UCCAGAUAUUGUUAAAUGAAAAACAUUGGACACAAAACAACAUCGACCACCUUAAAUAUCAGGUAUUUUAGACGUGAGGAGAGGAAGGAGAGCAGCACCACAACACCAGCUACAGGUACCACCAUGGUUCGAGGUACGUUGAACACUAUGGAAGAUCUAAGACUCUCUGGGUUUGGUUGUCACUUGCCCAGGCAUGGACUCAAGCUCCUGUUUUGGUUCGCCAAGAAUUACAUCGACUUUGAUAUCAUGGGUGAAAUGGUUGCAAGAUACAACCCCAACGAGGGGGGCUUUGAUUUCCAUCCCUUCCAGAACAGACCGGAGUGGGACUACAGCAAUGUGACCACAACUAUAGCUGUAAUUACCUGCAAUUUUCUGCUCCCCGAUAAUGUCCACCCAUACUAUAUAGUGGGCAACCUGAAUCUGGAAGAAUCCAAUUGCCUUCCUCAGUAUGUGAGAAAAGACUUUACUGGUGACCAAGACGACAGUAACAUGGACCGCCUCAUCAUCAGUCUGCGUCCAGACGGGACUGUGGAUAAGGUUUAUGUGACCCAGCAUGACGAUGACGGUCUGAGUUUUGACCCUGACAACACCUACCGUGUCACCAGGGGUCUGCUCAGGGACAUCCGUGGCCUAAAGCUGCGUAAGUUCCUGAAACAGGCAGGCUAUAGCAACCGCCAGCCAAUCAUGCACAUAAAUGAUUAUGAGGACCUUCUGAGUUAUUUUGAAGACUUAUUGAGACUGUAGUGUAGUACAGAGCUCUUUAACCAUGAUUCCACUGUUAAUCUGAUUCUGACGUGAAAGGACAGGACAGGAAAACAGCAGUAUAGUUUUGCUUAGCCUUUUUCAAUGUGUAUUAUGUAGGUAACUGAUUGUAUUUUCAUUGUAUGCUGUUGUAACCCCCUCCUGUCUUGUUCAUUGUUUUGUCCUUUAGCUUUUUCAUGAUGAAAUCGAUUUUUGAAAAACAAAAAAGAUCUAUUUAGCAUUACUAUGCAUUACUAAGCUCAUGCAAAUCCAAUGUUAUGAAUAGUGCCUCUUGACUCUACCAUAAUACCUUUCUGUAAAAAAAAAUCUGUGCAGUAAAACUGUUUUUCCUGUGUUUUGUAUAAUUUUGUACAACAGCAGAUUAAACUAACACUGUAAACAAAAAA
Oncorhynchus mykiss (rainbow trout) is the source of this 1148-nucleotide messenger RNA. RefSeq lists its product as uncharacterized. NCBI's taxonomy places the organism in Eukaryota, Metazoa, Chordata, Actinopteri, Salmoniformes, Salmonidae. The record is from RefSeq and is a predicted model, not a curated record.